This is a messenger RNA of Rhipicephalus microplus (southern cattle tick), 3372 nucleotides long. RefSeq names its product zinc transporter Slc39a7. Gene Ontology annotation, biological process: zinc ion transmembrane transport; intracellular zinc ion homeostasis. Gene Ontology annotation, cellular component: membrane. Gene Ontology annotation, molecular function: zinc ion transmembrane transporter activity. The record is from RefSeq and is a predicted model, not a curated record. NCBI's taxonomy places the organism in Eukaryota, Metazoa, Arthropoda, Arachnida, Ixodida, Ixodidae.
GAUGGCCACCUUCAUUUAAAAACACGUCGGCAAAGAGUUACCGCUAUGGUUACCAAACCCGCUUAGUCGAGGAGCGCUCAGAAGUCUCCCUUUGGUAAACUAGUUUAGAUAGCAUGCUUUUGUAGUGGACGCGCUCUGCAAGUUUCUUAAGACGCAUCCACGAACGAGAGGCAUGUCUCCAAGCAGAAAAGCAUUGUUAAUAACGCUUGUCGCGCUAGUCAAUGUACAACUACGGCUAGUAGGGGCGCACUACCACAAUGACCACGAGCAUGACCACGAACACGUUCACGAACCCGCUGCGUUCAAGUACUCACGCGCCGCCAACGAGCCGCCCGUAGCAGAUGCUGCAGCUGGCAGCGAGGCACACCAUCACUCCCAUGGACACGUAGCAUCGUCUUCUCAUGCGUCGGAGGCUCCCAAGAAGAAACCGAUCCGAUCAUUCGAAGAGACUGCUUUUUUGUGGGGUCGUGCUCUGGGCUCCACACUGCUGAUUAGUGUCGCACCGUUUCUCAUCUUAUUCUUCAUUCCUAUCGACUCGCGUUCCGGCCAUGAGUCGUUGCUCAAGGUUCUUCUCAGCUUCGCGUCGGGAGGACUGCUUGGCGAUGCGUUCCUCCACCUCAUUCCACAUGCGCUGAUGCCACACAGCAGUGAAGACGACUCCGGUGCUGCGCACUCAGGUCAUAGUCAUAGCCACGGCUCUGGGAGCAGUCAUGCCCACAGCCAUUCUCACAGUCACCACGGGCACGACCAUUCUCACGGGCCUCAUGACAUGAGCGUCGGCUUGUGGGUGCUUGCUGGCAUUCUCGCUUUCCUCAUGGUUGAAAAAUUUGUGCGCAUCAUCAAAGGUGGCCACAGUCAUCAACACACCCGCGAACAUGUUCACGAAGAACUUCGUGCCGACGAUCGGGUUCCUUCGGGAACGGCUGAAGCUGACGCAAAGCCCACUGGAAAAUGUGACGGAGAGUCCAUUGGCACGGAGAAUAAGGAGGCGUCCGCCGCACUUGUGCACAGAAAGAAGACCAAACAAGACAGCGCGACAAUGGAAAAAAGCACUGCCGAUGAUGAGAAACGGGCAUCAGAUAUCAAAGUAGCUGCCUAUUUGAACUUGGCUGCUGACUUUACUCACAAUUUCACGGAUGGCCUGGCGAUUGGUGCAUCGUAUAUUGCUGGCAAUACAGCAGGCUUUAUAUCGACAGUGACGAUCCUUCUGCAUGAGGUUCCUCAUGAAAUUGGAGAUUUUGCAAUCCUGGUGCAGUCGGGCUACAGCAAACGCAAAGCUAUGUGCAUGCAGCUGGUGACAGCAGUGGGAUGCCUUAGUGGCACGCUGUGCAGUCUUAUUGCUGAUGGGGUUAGCAGCAGUGCCAAUCUAUGGGUGCUACCUUUCACAGCAGGCGGGUUUAUCUACAUUGCCACUGUCUCAGUCAUUCCUGAACUGCUGGAGAACACGCGGCUGUGGCAGUCAGUCAAGGAGAUAUUUGCACUGCUGCUUGGUGUGUCCAUGAUGGCACUACUCACUCAGUUUGAGUAAAUUAUAACUGGAGGUAAAAACCAAAGUGCACAAAAGGAUUGUGUCACGUGGCUGGAUGCUGCAUUUCCUUUCGAUAUAGGUGUUUGGGAUUGGAGGAAGCCACUACUGCACAUGUACUGUGUUGUUCCUUAAUGAUUCGAUUUGAAUCAUUUUUUUUGCACAAAUGUAAAGCAUUUGUCUGAAAUUUGCAUUGUUGGUAGUAAUCACACACAUUGGUUAUUUAAUGGCAUUGGAUAAUAGUUCUGGGCACGGCAAUAGCUGCAAGCUGGGACAGUUGGUCGUUUGGAGCCGAUGCCAAGUUCAUUUGAACAUGACGUGAUGUCAUAUCCUAAAGUAUUGGUACAACUAGCUUACACAAAAGAAGACAUGGGAUAGCUCCUUGUCAACAGUGAGGCUUUUUACAAUAUCUAGGUAUUUACUCUUAACAUAAUAGGCACAUACAUUUUAUUUUGUAUAUUGUUUUGUGAUGUGCAUCUGUAUAAAUACAUUGGUGCUUUUCGGAAAACUUUAAACACCUUUACAUUGUAAAGCAGGAUCGGAGUGUUAAUGACAUCUAUGUGCUUACAUUAUUGAUAAUGUAGGCAACUUCCCAGGUCUGCAUGCUAUCGGGCUCACUGUCUUCUUUUACAUAGCUUUCUAGCCAUUGAGUAUCAAACAUUAAGACAGCUUGGUAUACAUAUAACUGGGAGCACCUGCCUUGUCAUACCUUGUGUCGCAUGUUGUGCCUUCAUAUAUUAUUGUGAGCCAACAAAGCCCAUUUUGUGCAAUGCCAUUAUUUUCUCUCUUUUUCUUCUACUGGUUCUUGUAAAAAUGUGAUAAUAUAUAGUAAAUUUGAACAAAGAGGUGCUGGAGGUCAGCUAUUCUUAAAUCUUUUUCAGUGUUUUCAAAGUGAAUUGUGUGUGAUGGCUGGCCUAGAAUACCUGGUUGUAUUGAAUUCCAAACUGCAGUGCAAUUGAAUGUAACUUGGUAUGAUCCACAGCUACUCUUAUCCCCUCUAUUGUUUCCUAAAAUUUAUCUGCGGUUUCUAUGCGUAUCGUCGUGAACACGUUGCUGAUAUCGGCUGCUUUUUGUACAUUGAUGUUCUGCUCACUCAUUCCACAGUAACAAUUGCACUUAACUGUGCCUGAUGGGAUCAUAGUCGAGGCUGCAGUCGGUUUGCCUACCUUAAAGAUCUAUUGCUGUACUCAAAGCAUUGGUGAUGCAAAGUGAUGGGGAGUUGCAUUUACCAGACAGUCCAGAUCUUGAGAGACCAAAGUGUAAGGAAAAAAUAUAAUCUGCUGUAUUGAUGAACUACUGUUUGUAAUCAAGUACACUGCAGCACGAAAAAAAAAAAACUCAUGCAAUGCACAUGAUUCCGUACCAACUAGCCCAUCUGUUUGUCCUUUUGUACUGUUAGUAAAUAAACGGCACUUUGUGCCACUUUCAAGUAUCAGAUAUGUCGAGUACCUUGUAAUUUGUGCUGAAAUCUUUCAGAGUUAGUAUUUAGUAACACUUUAAUUUACGUUUCUGCAAUAAAAAGGCAUGUGUGCAUAAAAGGUGAAGCAACACUGUGCCUCCUAGCAACUUAUGGGCCCCGGCCGGAAAUGUUGGUGCUCUGAAUAUAGGGAAAAUCCAAUAAUUGCUGCUUAUUGCGUGGUGGAGAAAGCUCUGAAAUGUAUGCCAAAAUCUACUGUCUGAAGAAACGUGGCCUCUUUUCUGUGGUGGAAGCAUUUAGCAGCAGUGUACAGCUGGUGCCACGCACUUUCAUUUCUCUGGUGGUGGAUCCACGUGUCCAUGGAAAGUUAUGUAUUGAUUAUUUGCUGUAUUUUAUUUUUGGUAUGUCGGUGGAUUAAAUGCUAAUGUUA